Zasmidium cellare ATCC 36951 is the source of this 1209-nucleotide messenger RNA. RefSeq lists its product as uncharacterized. The record is from RefSeq and is a predicted model, not a curated record. The coding region runs from base 1 to 1209 and encodes 402 amino acids. NCBI's taxonomy places the organism in Eukaryota, Fungi, Ascomycota, Dothideomycetes, Mycosphaerellales, Mycosphaerellaceae. The transcript has 2 exons.
AUGUUUCUGCUCAAUUUAGCAUUACUCGGCGUUGCUGCUGCGAUCCCCCUUUCCACCAACGCAUCUCGAGAAUCGCCUAUCCCAGUCGAAUACUACGGCGCUGGGCUCCCCGCUGGAAUCAAGUCGUUCAGUGCAGCAGGUUGGAAAGAUGCGACCUAUGGCCCAUCACGAGGAGGUCAAUCAAAAUGCGUAUCUGGCAUUCUCGAAGUCCAAGCCGGCACAACACACAACGCAAAGCUGUCUCCGGACAUGAUCCCGCAGAACCAGACGGCACUCACGGGCAUGAUUGUGUCGACAUUCACGCCACCCAUGAAGAUGCCGACUCCAGAGUUCACGACCGUUCAGUCGAUCUUCAAGAUCGGUGCCUCGCUCUGUGGACCGGCUGAUGCAUCAUCUCCUCCAGCUACUGUCGAGCUUCUCACGCAUGGCACCGGCUUCGAUAGAUUCUACUGGGACUUUGCAGCUGGCUACAGCUACGUCGACGCAGCCGUCGCAGCAGGCCAUUCUCGACCACCCCGACCCCUAAUCGUCCAAACCCCCAUCCAGCUCGAAAUUGCCCACAGUCUCAUCUCCCUCCUCCGAAAUGGCUCCAUCAGCUCGACCAAAUUCUCCAAAGUUAUCGCCGUUGGCCACUCCUUCGGCAGUGGCAUCGUCCAGGCUCUGAACGUCCACUACCCUACCCUCGUCGACGCUUCCAUCCUCACCGGCUUCGGCAUCAACUCCACCGCCGCUACGACUCUCGGCUUCGACCUGGGUGGGAACCCAACCAUCGCCUCGCUCGCUGACUCGCAGCGUUUCGGAGACCUCCCUCUAGGCUACAUGGUCCCCGCCUCCGCCCAAGGCAACCAAAUCCAAUUCUUCUCCUUGCCGGGCUUCGACCCCUCCAUCCUAACCCAAGUCAACGCACAAAAAGGCACUCAAGCCUUCGGCGAGCUCUUCUCACCUAUGAUCGGUGGCCCAGUCCCGAACAACUACACAUCUCCCGUGGCAGUCAUCAACGGACAGCAAGAUUUCCCAUACUGCAUGGGCAAUUGUAGCUUCCCGACCGACCAAGCUGCUGCGGUGAAAGGGGUGCUAUAUCAAGGGCUCGACCAGGGCAAGUUUGACAGUCAUUUGGUGCCGAACGCGGGUCACGGCUGGAAUUUGCAUUAUGCGGCUGAGAGCGGAUACGAGUGGAUUCAGAAGUUUUUGAGGGAUCAAGGGUUGUAA